Acanthosepion pharaonis is the source of this 1371-nucleotide messenger RNA. The record is from the annotation of a GenBank genome assembly. NCBI's taxonomy places the organism in Eukaryota, Metazoa, Mollusca, Cephalopoda, Sepiida, Sepiidae.
AUGAACAGAAGUAUAUUGGAGAAACUUCCUUUUACUUCUUUUUUUUUCUUUUUCUUUUUUCCUUUUUCUUUUUUCUUUUUCUUUCUCUUUUUUUUUCCUUUUUCUUUCUCUUUUUUUUCCUUUUUCUUUCUCUUUUUUUUUCUUUUUCUUUCUCUUUUUUUUUCCUUUUUCUUUCUCUUUUUUUCCUUUUUCUUUCUCUUUUUUUUCUUUUUCUUUCUUUUUUUUUCCUUUUUCUUUCUCUUUUUUCCUUUUUCUUUCUCUUUUUUCCUUUUUCUUUUUUCUUUUCCUUUUUCUUUUUUCUUUUCCUUUUUCUUUUUUCUUUUCCUUUUUCUUUUUUCUUUUCCUUUUUCUUUUUUCUUUUUCUUUUUUCUUUUGUACAAUUUCCUGAAGCAUUUUACAGAAAUUCAGUAUUGUUCUUUACAUUUUCUUUUUCCUCCUCCUUACCUUGUCCUGGCAUCUUUAAUCUUUACCUUCCCCCAUUUGUUUCUUUCCCUGCCCUCCACAUUUGUUUCCUUCCCUGUCCCCCCCACACACUUGUUUCCUUCCCUGUCCCCCCCACACACUUGUUUCCUUCCCUGUCCCCCCACACACUUGUUUCCUUCCCCUGUCCCCCCCCCACACUUGUUUCCUUCCCUGUUUCCCCCCACACUUGUUUCCUUCCCUGUUUCCCCCCACACUUGUUUCCUUCCCUGUCCCCCCACACACUUGUAUCCUUCCCUGUUUCCCCACACACUUGUUUCCUUCCCUGUUUCCCCCACACACACUUGUUUCCUUCCCUGUCCCCCCACACACACACUUGUUUCCUUCCCUGUCCCCCCACACACACACUUGUUUCCUUCCCUGUCCCCCCCCACUUGUUUCCUUCCCUGUCCCCCACACACACACACUUGUUUCCUUCCCUGUCCCCCCACACUUGUUUCCUUCCCUGUCCCCCCACACACUUGUUUCCUUCCCUGUCCCCCACUUGUUUCCUUCCCCCCAUCUUUUUCUUCCCUGUUGCCAUCUGUUUUUUCCAUCCUCACACCAUUUUCCUCUUCCCCACCCCAUUUGUUUCCUUCAGUUCAACCACCCCAUUUGUUUUUUCUGUUCCCCCACCCUAUUUAUUUUUUUUUGUUCCCCUACCCCCAUUUGUUUUUUCUUGAUUCCCUCCCUUUUGAUAUUCCUUGUUUCACAUUCUUAAUACCUCCCCCCCCACAAUCAACCUCAUUCCAUAUUUUCUAUUCUCUAUCCAUCUUUGCUACUUACCUCUCUUUCUCUCUGUACAUUGCCCCUUUGCUUUCUCUCUCAUUGCAUUUUCUCAUUUUUAUUUAUUGCGUUUUUCUCACUUUUACCUUCCAAGAGAAUCUCUGCAACACUCACAACUUAAAGUAG